AAUCGAAAAUAAUAACAAUAAUUGACUUAAAAUUACGCUGAUAUUGCAAUAGUUAACCCACAACUAUGGAACUCAACGAGGAAUAUAUUGUUUACUUAAUACUGCUAUUUUCAUGGGCAGAAUAUUUGUGGGAGUUGUAUUUGUCAUUGCGGCAGUUAAAAAUCUACAAAACAAACAACACUAUUCCUGAGGACUUGAGGGAGAUGUUAAAUGAAGAAUCGUUCAAGAAAGCUCGUCUGUAUGGUAUUGACAAGUCGCAGUUCAAGAUCGUAAAGGAAUUUUAUAGUAUAGUAUUAACAUCCGUAAUACUUUAUCGACGGUGGAUUGCUGUGGCAUGGUUUGAAUCGGAGAACAUUUCAAAAUCCCUCUAUGUAUCACCGGACAGAGAAAUAUUUGUGACUUGUGUCUUUAUGACUAUAGUGACACUGUUUAACUAUGUUAUAAUGUUGCCCUUUAAGAUUUAUGGCACAUUUGUGCUUGAGCAAAAGCAUGGUUUUAAUAAGCAGACAGUAGGAUUCUUUAUUAAGGACCAGUUUAAAUCUUUGGUUUUGAGUCUGAUCAUUACCAUUCCAUUAGUAUCUAUUGCAAUCUAUAUUAUCAUGGUAGGAGGAGAUAUGUUUGUUGCUUAUCUUUGGUUGUUUACUACUGUCGUUUCCUUAUUACUAUUGAUGCUGUACCCUACUGUUAUUGCUCCUCUGUUUGACAAAUUUGUGCCUCUGCCCGAGGGUUCUCUAAGGAAAGGCAUUGAGGAACUAGCAUCAAAGCUUAAGUUCCCGCUCUCACAAGUAUACAUAGUAGAGGGAUCAAAAAGAUCUGCACACAGCAAUGCAUAUUUUGGUGGACUUUUCGGUUCAAAAAGAAUUGUACUCUUUGAUACAUUGCUAGAAAAGUAUGAUGAUGAGAAAAAAGCUUUGACUGGAUGUAAUGACAAUGAAAUUCUAGGAAUUCUAGCUCAUGAAUUGGGGCACUGGAGUUGCAACCAUUUGACAAAGAACAUAGCUUUGACUGAACUUAAUUUGUUGUUGUUAUUCACAGCGUUUGGAUCACUUUUCAAGUAUUCCAUGUUGUAUACUGCUCUUGGAUUUCCGGCAGGGCAAAAGCCUAUCAUAAUUGGUUUAAUUGUGGUUUUACAAAUGAUACUUGCGCCAUACAAUUCAAUUUUAUCCUUCUUCUUAACAGCAUUAUCUAGGAAACAUGAAUUUGAGGCUGAUAACUUUGCUGUGUCUUUGAAUUAUCCCACAGAACUUAGGUCCGCACUAAUAAAGCUUGGUAAAGACAAUCUGGACUACCCUAUCUAUGAUAAGCUAUACUCAGCAUGGUACCAUUCUCAUCCUACUUUGUUACAAAGAAUAGAAAAUAUUAAUAACCAAUUAGUUGAAGAUAAGAAACUGAACUAAGUUAUUCCAAUAUGCAUUUACAACAACCAUUCUUUUCAAUAAGUACAUUUUUGUAUACCUGUUAUUUAAUAAUGGUAAAACCAGU
Molecule: messenger RNA, 1482 nt
Organism: Cydia amplana
Lineage: Eukaryota; Metazoa; Arthropoda; Insecta; Lepidoptera; Tortricidae
Product: CAAX prenyl protease 1 homolog
Exons: 2
Coding region: 66-1397 (443 amino acids)
Biological process (GO): CAAX-box protein processing
Cellular component (GO): endoplasmic reticulum membrane
Molecular function (GO): metalloendopeptidase activity
Source: RefSeq, a predicted model, not a curated record